AUGGGAUCAGAAACGGUGUCGUUUAAGUGGGAAGGCAAACAUGCAGCUCAAGUCAACGGCGUCACGGCGGAGCAAGUCUGGUCGGUUGUUUCCGACUUCUGCAACAUCCACGAGUGGUUCCCAACUAUUGACACGUGUCACCGUGUCCAAGGAACCGAUGGUCAGCCAGGUCUGAUCCGUUACUGCGCCACGACCAAAACCAACGAAGCAGAAACCUUGUGGGCCAAAGAACGUUUGGUCAUGAUCGAUCCAAUAGGACGGUGUUUGAGCUAUGAGGUCAUUGAGAAUAACGUAGGGUUUAGAACCUACGUGGCUACGGUCAGAGUAAUGCAAGUGGACGAUGAUGAUCAAGUUUGUCGUAUUGAGUGGUCGUUUGUGUCCGAUCCUGUUGAUGGUUGGAAGAAGGAAGAUCUUGAAUCCUACGUGGAUUUUUGUCUUAAGCAUAUGGUGAAUAAAAUGGAACUAAAUCUGUAA
This is a messenger RNA of Arabis nemorensis, 474 nucleotides long. The record is from the annotation of a GenBank genome assembly. NCBI's taxonomy places the organism in Eukaryota, Viridiplantae, Streptophyta, Magnoliopsida, Brassicales, Brassicaceae.